Molecule: messenger RNA, 1956 nt
Organism: Penicillium manginii
Lineage: Eukaryota; Fungi; Ascomycota; Eurotiomycetes; Eurotiales; Aspergillaceae
Exons: 2
Coding region: 1-1956 (651 amino acids)
Source: RefSeq, a predicted model, not a curated record
AUGGGAGCCCCCAGUGAUGAAGCCGUCCAGGCUUACACAGCAUAUUGCCAGAGAGAUCCGUAUGGCUGUCGCUACAUUUCGCUUCUGAAGGAUAUUAUUCACUUCCUGGUUGAUAGCUUUGACAUUCAAAUUGACCCAAGUGCACUCCCAACUGCUGUAGACGAGGAGACAGUUUUUGAAGAGACAGCGCGUCAAAAUGUUGUGAAUCGACUGCUUGAAGAGUUCAGCGAGGACUUCGACGACCGUUACUACCCCCACCUUGAUCCCGAUACUGCAGAACAGCUUGAAGAGUUUAAAGAAGGACACUACACGAAGAUCGUCGAGGUCUUCUACUUUUGCUUAAACCGGAUGGAGCGGCAACCAUCAAACUUGACCCGAAGCGCUGCUAUCAAAACAGCCAAGCAGGUCAAGGAAGAAGAGCGGCAGGCCAGGAUCAAAAGAUGGGAUGCGGAAUUCGAGGAGCAACGCAAUCACUGGCAAGCGGGAAUGGCCAUUUCUAGAACAGAUAAAAGUGAGAGCGACACCGGAAAUCCAGCGGCCAUCGAUUCUAGCCUACAACCCGAACACUUCCUGCAGCCCAAAAAAUCCCUGCAGCCCGAAAACUCAACUCAAGAAAAGUAUGUGGCCUUGGAAGAAAAUGACGGAGAAUUUGAUGCGAAGCCAGAAGUGUUUCUUCCAAUUCCACUAGAUCUCACAUCGGUGGACCGAAGGCAGGUUUUGACCUAUCUGAUCCAAAAGGUCGAAGAGCUUCAUUCCGAACGUUACAGAGAUGUUUUACAGUAUCAUUCUACUGUAGAUAUAUGUGCAAAGCUUGAAUAUUUUCUCACGCCAGGUGUGAAACAGGUCAGUGAUGAUGGGUUAUCUUCAGUUGGAAAACUACAAUCGAUUGGAGGAGACACCGAAAGCACUGCAUGCGGAGUCUACUUGCAUAUUAUCUGGCUUUCAGAAGAGCCCGAACGUUUCUGGUUGUACGUUGGCCAAGCAACAGACUUGGCAAGAAGGAUAGCCGAUCACAACAACAAAAUUUACCGCAGGAAGCAUCCUAGCCUCCAUUAUCACAUUUGGGAUUCGAGAGAAGAUAUGUGCUCGAAGUUUGUUGUACUUGCUACACUUGACCCGGGUACCAAGGGAAAGACUCUCCCUAGAGCUGAUCAAUGUUUGCUGAACCUCCUCGAAAUGUGGAUGGCAUGUCUGUUCCAGACUCUCACUGCAAGAGAUCUCGACAAAUAUUUAUCUCCAUCUAUCAAACGGUCGUUUGCCGGCCGUCAUCUCAAUGUUGUACCACCUAUAUGGCAAAGGUUCCAAGAUGAAAUCAUGCCGGAAAGAAAAGAAGUCUUCGAUCGACCAAGCUUCCAGGCACUUCUACACUCAGAGGAUGCAGCUAUCCGAUCAUGGGCGCAGAAAGCCAGAGACUCCUACAAUGAUCUCCGAAACUCCCCGGACCCAGAACUACGCAAAUACUGGCUUGAGAAUAACAAGAGACAGCUCCAGCAGGCUUGGAGCUCCAAUGAACAGAGCACCAUUGACAGGAUGAAGGAAUACCUCAAGGGCAAGGAAACAACGGUGAAGUGUGCUCCAGGCCGCAAACGUGGAUUUAUUACAUGUGGAAAAUUCAUCAUCUGUGUGCCCCAAUUGCUAAAUAUCCCACCCGGAAGCAAGCUUAUUGUGCAGUUCAAUCUUUACCAAAUGGCUGUUCGUCAUCGCUUUGCGCGCAAGGCGAUGAAUUACGAUCCAUCGAGCCGACUUGCGAUAUCAAUCAAGGGCCUGGAUGCCUUCGGAAACAAAAUCAACACAUGGCUUCAGAGCUCUGGCGGAAGCAAAAUUGCCAUGCGCAUGAACACGCUAGUAGAUCUACUAGAGGAUGUACCCUUCAAUGAGACUUGUUCGUUGCGUCGCCGUUGGAUUGUCAAUCGCUCGAAGACAGGAGCCCGGCGCCAAACCAGAUACACAGAUUAA